Colletotrichum scovillei is the source of this 1729-nucleotide messenger RNA. RefSeq names its product phosphoserine aminotransferase. Lineage: Eukaryota; Fungi; Ascomycota; Sordariomycetes; Glomerellales; Glomerellaceae. Gene Ontology annotation, molecular function: pyridoxal phosphate binding; O-phospho-L-serine:2-oxoglutarate transaminase activity. Gene Ontology annotation, biological process: L-serine biosynthetic process. The coding region runs from base 171 to 1445 and encodes 424 amino acids. Gene Ontology annotation, cellular component: cytoplasm. The transcript is spliced from 2 exons. The record is from RefSeq and is a predicted model, not a curated record.
CGUCUUCCGUGACUCAUUAGAACAAGUCUCAGCCCUACAUAAAUCUAAUUGAUCUACCGUUCUAUUCUCCGCCUAGAAUCCUUCUGGUGUCCAUCAUUUGCUCAAAUCUCGCCCAGACCUAAUUCACCCAACUCCAAUUGAACCCGCCCAAAGAAACCGCUCCGCCCAUCAUGCCCUCCCGCGCCGACAUCACCUACUUCGGCGCCGGCCCCGCGCUGCUGCCCACCGACGUCCUCGAGACGGCCUCGCAAGCCCUCCUCGACUUCAACGGCACCGGUCUGGGCAUUGCAGAGCACUCUCACCGCAGCGAGAUCGCCACCAAGAUCAUUGAGGAGGCCAAGGCCGACCUGGCCACCUACCUCGACAUCCCCUCCGACUACGAGGUCCUCUUCAUGCAGGCUGGCGGCAGCGGCGAGUUCUCCGCCACCGUCUACAACUUUGUCGGCGCCUGGAUCGCCCGCCAGCGCGAUGCUGUCCUAGCCAACCUCGGCGCCACCGACGAGAAUGAUGAGAAGGUCGUCGCCGAGCUCCGCAAGAUUGUCGACGAGAAGCUCAAGCUCGACUACCUUGUCACCGGAGGCUGGAGUCAAAAGGCCAGCGCCGAGGCCGCGAGACUGCUCGGCCCGGAGUUCGUCAACGUCGCCGCCGACGCCCGAAAGAUCAAUGACGGCAAGUUUGGCAAGAUUCCCGACGAGAAGGACUGGAAGCUUAGCAAGGAGGCCGCCAUGGUCUACUACUGCGACAACGAGACGGUCGACGGCGUCGAGUUCAACGGCUUCCCUGGGGCGCUGGCGCCCAAGGAGAACGGCGAGGGCCCCAUUGUCGUGGCGGACAUGUCGUCCAACAUCCUCUCAAGGCGCAUCCCCGUCAAGAACUUCAGUGCCAUCUUCUUUGGUGCGCAGAAGAACCUCGGUUCGACUGGUAUCACCGUCGUCGUCAUCAAGAAGAGCCUUCUUGCCGCACAGCCCUCUCCUGCGCUUAUGCGCAAGCUUGGCCUCCCCAUCGCCCCCAUUGUUCUCUCAUACGAGACCAUUGCCAAGAACAACAGCUUGUACAACACAUUGAGCAUCUUUGAUGUCUACAUCGCCGGCCAGGUCCUCAAGAAGCUUCUCCGCACUUUCCAAAACAAGGUCGACGGCCAGGAGGCCAUCGCUGAUGAGAAGGCCUCUCUCAUCUACUCCGCCCUCGAGGCUCACCCCGAUAUCUACCGCAUCGUCCCCGACAAGAGCGUCCGCUCGCGCAUGAACAUCUGCUUCCGCGUCACCAAGGGCGGUGACACUGACGCCGCAGAGAAGGCCUUCCUCAAGGAGUCUACUGCCCAGGGUCUCACCGGCCUCAAGGGCCACCGCAGCGUUGGCGGUAUUCGUGCUAGCAACUACAAUUCUAUUCCUCUCGAGGGUGCCAAGAAGCUGGCCAAUUUCAUCGAGUCCUUUGCCAAGGCUUAAGUCAGGAUGAUUCAGAUGAAGGUCCAUUCAACACCGUCAAUAUAAUGAUACCAUGUAAGAAUAUACAUGAACCAAAAAAAAAAGGGAGGAACGGUAUUGGGAAAUGAAAAUAAAGCAUAUUGGGAAUAUUUAGGGAGCCAUGAUUUAAUUCAACAUUUCUGCCAGGGUAUUAUGGCUACACGUUGCACACAGUCCUUCAUGUGUGAGUUGAUUGUGAGAGGAGAGAUGGUAAACGUUACCUUGAUGGGUAGGGGUGUGGAUGGAUGACUGAGUUCCACUCUCGC